AUGUUGAAAGGGAUUGUCACUCUUGUUUCAUUGACGCUGUUAUCCAUCAGUCAUUGCUUCGGAAGCAAGCAAACAUUAAGGGUGAAGCCCUUCGCUUUCUCGGACGAGCUGCAACUGGGUGACAAAAUUGAUGCAUUAUGUAGCGCCAAAUACUCUUCGUCGAAUCUGGCGUUUUCGUGGCUGAAGGACGGAAGACCGAUUAAUUCUGGUUCCGGAGGCAUCCUGGUCGAAAACUCACAUCAUUUCGCGGCUCUCAUCAUCAGUCAUUUACGGGUCGAACACAUAGGAAACUAUACUUGUGAGGUGAGGAGCGCGACCGGUGACCAGGACCGCUACACGGCUGCACUCGUCGCCAGAACACCUCCAGCGUGGUCGACGAAGCCCAAGGACUUUAGAUCUCUGGUCGGGGAUCGCGUGGAAGCUCUGUGCGACGCGACAGGCUACCCUCCGCCGAACGUAACGUGGUUUCGUGAAGGUGCUCUGGUGAAUUUCGGCAAACUGUUGGUUUUCGAGAGAAUCCGAAAAUCAUCAGCAGGUUCAUACUCUUGCCAUGUGUCCAACGGAGUCGGACCGGAUCUCGCCACAGAGUUCACCAUCUCUCUGACAUUCUACGAGCCCGUUUAUGAGCGGUAUGCUGGCGGUGGUGUGAAAUUAUAUCGUCAGAAAUACUUGAAAGUUUCCCGCCAUCUCGAGCUCGUAGACUGUAACGCCAGACAUUCUAGCGAGUUUCGUCCGGAACCCCAUGAAGAACUCAUCGCAUACGAGAUAAAAACGACACUAGUGAAGCGCCAAGCAUCGGUGCCUCAGGUGAAGAACUUCUCCUUCCCCGCUGAAGCUCAGCUCGGUCAACGGAUCGAAGCCCUGUGCAGCGUGAAGUUCAACGUACCAGGAUUAGCUUUCGCGUGGCUCAAGGAUGGGAGUCCGAUAUCGGAGAAUAGCCACGGCAUCGUUCUGACAGAGACUAGAAGCUUUCUUGCGUUUUCAAUCGACGCCUUGAAACCCAGUCACACCGGGAACUACACUUGCGUUGCUCGCAGUCCCUCGGGGCGGGACAGCUUCACGGCACCCUUGGUCGCUUACACAGCUCCGUAUUGGCAUACGGUCCCGGAAGAUACCUACAUCCGGACAGGAAGCACCGUUGAGCUGAAGUGUGAGGCUGAGGGCUAUCCUCCACCCGAAGUAAAAUGGACUUCCAGCGUUUCGAGAGACACGGUCAGAGGGAGCCGACUACUAUUCGAGAGGAUCAGCAAGGACGAAGCGGGGGAAUACACCUGCAGAGCCGAGAAUGGAGUCGGCCAAGCGAUCGAGAAGACCGUCUCGCUUAUGAUUUCAAACUGA
Molecule: messenger RNA, 1338 nt
Organism: Galendromus occidentalis (western predatory mite)
Lineage: Eukaryota; Metazoa; Arthropoda; Arachnida; Mesostigmata; Phytoseiidae
Product: hemicentin-1-like
Exons: 7
Coding region: 1-1338 (445 amino acids)
Biological process (GO): homophilic cell-cell adhesion; synapse organization
Cellular component (GO): axon; neuronal cell body; plasma membrane
Molecular function (GO): axon guidance receptor activity
Source: RefSeq, a predicted model, not a curated record